CCUCAUACACCCUUCUCUUCCGCCAAUUCGACCCUCCCACAGCCCUCCCCGCCUCUCGAAUCGAUUCACUCCCCAAUCCGGUCGCCAUGCCGAAGGUCUACGGCCCCGGGACCUACGACUCCGCCGGCACCGGGUCGCCGAAUAGCCGGCCAUUGGCCGGCGGCGGACACGCUGCCGGAGCAGCGGCCGGGAGGGAACCUCUCGAGCUCCAUCACCCUGCUUGGGAUCCAGCAGGACCGGCCCACCAAGAUCGCGGCAGCCAAUUGGCUGAAGACCGCCGGGCUGGACACCUCGGCCUGGAAGUUCGAUCGAGAGCUGGUGAAGGAGAUCUACGAGACGGAGAUUUUGGUCUUCGUGGCCCGGAGGACGGUCCCCCUCCAGAGGUCAUUAUUCUGGAGGAUGGACGUGUUCAAGGCGUUCCUGGGGAGGGUUCUUCGGCUUAAGGAACAGGCACAGAUGAUGAGCCAUUAUGCUGUAUUCCAAAAGUCAGUCUCCCAUCCAAAUGGACCUCCAGCUUCAUCCUCUGAGAACCAUGUUGAGGAGACUGACAUGCCCCUCACAAAUGGUGAAACUGAGAACAAAUCACUUGAAAAUGGUGCAGCAUGUGCGAGUGGGAUGGAGGAAUGAAUUGACCAAAUCAGUCCUACGGCGGUCGUUCCCACCGAUGUGUGCUUGCUGCUAGUGGACUUCCUUGUUACGUCAUGCAGUCUACCCAUGCCAACCUUGUUGCUUGAAAGACUAGUCGAAGACCAACACACAGCAGAUUUGCACGAUCCAAAUUGUGCCCAGCAUGUCUUUAUGUUGAGUAGCGGCUCUCUAGCCUGUAUCAGAAGAAUUGUACAAAUUUCUUAUAUCAGCUGAAGGCCUGGAGUUGUACAAGAAAGCAGAAUGGUCAACGCUUAACUGAUAGCCUUGUACCCUGAGUUGAAGUUUGCAUUACAAGGUAUAUUGGUUAAAGAUGGUACUAAUAGAUGAAACUUAGUGAGAGAUAGAAUGAUAGGUUCAAAAUCACAAGGAGAAUAUGAAGAGGGAUCCUCAAACUCAUCACCGACACUAUCUCUAUA
Elaeis guineensis (African oil palm) is the source of this 1064-nucleotide messenger RNA. NCBI's taxonomy places the organism in Eukaryota, Viridiplantae, Streptophyta, Magnoliopsida, Arecales, Arecaceae. The record is from RefSeq and is a predicted model, not a curated record.